Catharus ustulatus (Swainson's thrush) is the source of this 7532-nucleotide messenger RNA. Its product is annotated as fatty acid synthase-like. Lineage: Eukaryota; Metazoa; Chordata; Aves; Passeriformes; Turdidae. Gene Ontology annotation, molecular function: oxidoreductase activity; fatty acid synthase activity; 3-oxoacyl-[acyl-carrier-protein] synthase activity. Gene Ontology annotation, biological process: fatty acid biosynthetic process. Gene Ontology annotation, cellular component: cytoplasm. The record is from RefSeq and is a predicted model, not a curated record.
CCGUGGACCGGGCCGGCGGGCAGGGGUUGGCAUCACCCCGGGUCUGACCGGGGCGGCUCUGCCCCGGCUCUCAUUGGACUGCGGCGAGGCGUAAACUGUCAGCCCAUGUGGCGUGGCCGCUGGAGGUGGCGACUGCUUAAAUAGCGGUAGGAGCUAGAGGGAGACAGUGAGGAGAGCGCGGAGUAUCGGCCGUGCGCAGCUAGGCACCAGCCGCCGCAGCGUCCACCCGCAGCGCCCGCCCCGCAGCAUCCCGAUCCCGCACUGAGCUGACGACAGAGUCUUACCGACACGAAGCCAUCCGCACCUGUGCAGCAACAGGGAGAAGUUAAGAGAUGGAGGACGUGGUGAUUGCAGGCAUAGCAGGAAGGCUGCCAGAAUCUGAGAACUUGCAAGAGUUUUGGGAGAACUUGCUUAAUGGAGUUGAUAUGGUCACAGAGGAUGAUCGGAGGUGGAAACCAGGAAUUUAUGGACUGCCCAAGAGAAAUGGAAAGCUCAAGGACUUAAGCAAAUUUGAUGCAUCUUUUUUUGGGGUUCACCCCAAACAAGCUAAUACAAUGGAUCCUCAACUUCGCUUGCUGUUGGAAGUUUCAUAUGAGGCCAUUUUGGAUGGAGGUAUUAAUCCAGGCACCCUUCGUGGCACAGACACAGGUGUAUGGGUUGGUGCCAGUGGAUCAGAAGCUGGUGAAGCCCUUAGCCAAGAUCCAGAAGAGCUUUUGGGAUACAGUAUGACUGGCUGUCAGCGUGCUAUGCUUGCCAACAGGAUUUCCUACUUCUUUGACUUCAAAGGACCAAGCCUAACCGUUGACACAGCCUGCUCCUCUAGUCUCAUUGCUCUGGAAAAUGCUUAUAAGGCAAUUUGUCAUGGGCGGUGCAGUGCAGCCCUUGUAGGUGGGGUCAACCUCUUGCUGAAACCCAACACAUCUGUGCAGUUCAUGAAACUGGGUAUGCUUAGUCCUGAUGGUGCCUGCAAGAGUUUUGAUGUUUCAGGAAAUGGAUAUUGUCGCUCUGAAGCUGCUGUUGUUGUUCUUUUGACCAAGAGAUCUAUGGCUAAGAGGAUCUAUGCCACAAUAGUAAAUGCUGGAGUUAACACUGAUGGCUUCAAGGAGCAAGGUGUGACAUUCCCAUCUGGAAAGAUGCAGGAGCAGUUGGUUGGAUCUUUGUACAGGGAAAGUGGCAUCAAACCUGAAGAAGUGGAGUAUAUUGAAGCUCAUGGGACAGGCACCAAGGUUGGAGAUCCACAGGAAGUGAAUGGCAUUACAGGUAUCUUCUGCAAUUGUAAGCGGGAACCACUGUUGAUCGGAUCAACCAAGUCAAAUAUGGGUCAUCCAGAGCCUGCCUCAGGGCUUGCUGCGUUAGCCAAGGUCAUUCUCUCUCUGGAACAUGGACUGUGGGCUCCAAAUCUUCAUUUCAAUACCCCAAAUCCAGAUAUUCCUGCCUUACACGAUGGUUCUCUGAAGGUAGUUUGUAAACCAACACCAGUGAAAGGUGGCCUUAUUGGUAUCAACUCUUUUGGCUUUGGAGGUGCUAAUGCUCAUGUCAUUCUGAGGCCAAACAAGAACAAAUGCCAGCCUCUGGAGACUUGUAACGUGCCAAGGCUGGUUCAGAUUUCUGGCAGAACCCAGGAAGCUGUGGAAACACUAAUUCAAGAGAGCAGAAAACAUGGAGGAUGCAGCCCAUUUGUAAGCCUGCUCAGCGAUAUCUCUACAGUUCCCGUGUCCUCCAUGCCCUACAGGGGCUACACACUGGUUGGCACCGAAAGUGACAUAAAAGAGGUUCAGCAAGUUCAAGCAUCUGAUAGACCCCUCUGGUACAUAUGCUCAGGCAUGGGAACACAGUGGAAAGGCAUGGGCCUGAGCCUUAUGAAGUUGGAUCUGUUUCGCCAGUCUAUAUUGCGUUCAGAUGAGGCUUUGAAGAACACAGGCCUGAAGGUCUCAGACCUGCUGCUGCAAGCAAAUGAGAACACUUUUGAUGACACUGUUCAUGCAUUUGUUGGACUAGCUGCUAUUCAGAUUGCUCAGAUUGAUAUGUUGAAGGCUGCAGGUCUGCAACCUGAUGGGAUUUUGGGCCACUCAGUCGGAGAACUAGCUUGUGGCUAUGCAGACAACUCCUUAAGUCAUGAGGAAGCCAUUCUUGCCGCUUAUUGGCGGGGACGAUGCGUUAAAGAGGCCAAAUUGCCACCUGGAGGAAUGGCUGCUGUUGGUCUGACAUGGGAGGAAUGUAAACAACGCUGUCCUCCAAAUGUGGUACCAGCCUGUCACAAUUCUGAAGACACUGUCACUGUUUCAGGGCCUCUGGACUCUGUGAAUGAGUUUGUAGCCAAACUGAAGAAAGAUGGUGUGUUUGCAAAGGAGGUGCGCAGUGCUGGCGUCGCAUUUCACUCCUAUUACAUGGCAUCUAUUGCACCAACACUGCUCAGUGCGCUGAAAAAGGUCAUUCCACACCCUAAACCUCGCUCAGCACGAUGGAUCAGUACAUCUAUCCCUGAAUCUCAGUGGCAAGGUGAUCUGGCUAGGAAUUCCUCUGCAGAGUACCAUGUGAAUAACCUAGUGAAUCCAGUGCUGUUCCACGAAGGUCUGAAGCAUAUUCCAGAGAAUGCUGUUGUAGUAGAGAUUGCUCCACAUGCUCUUUUACAGGCUAUCUUGAGGAGAACUUUGAAACCAACUUGCACCAUUCUACCUUUGAUGAAGAAGGCACAAAAUAAUUUGGAGUUCUUCCUAACACAGAUUGGAAAGAUUCAUGUAACUGGGAUAAAUGUUCUUGGGAAUAACUUGUUCCCAUCUGUGGAAUACCCUGUCCCUGUGGGAACACCCCUUAUUUCUCCAUACAUCAAAUGGGACCACAGUCAGGACUGGGAUGUUUCAAAAGCUGAAGACUUUCCAGGAGGUUCCAAAGGCUCUGCAUCUGGUUCAGUCUACAAUAUUGAUGUGAGUCCUGAGUCUCCUGACCACUACUUGACUGGUCACUGCAUUGAUGGCAGAGUUUUGUACCCAGCAACUGGGUACCUAGUGCUGGCUUGGCGAACACUGGCACGGUCUCUUGGCAUGGCCAUGGAGGAAAUGGCUGUUAUGUUUGAAGAUGUCACAAUUCAUCAGGCAACUAUCAUUCCCAAGAAGGGAUCAGUACAGCUGGAAGUAAGACUCAUGCCAGCUUCCCACUGCUUUGAGGUGUCAGGAAAUGGGAAUCUUGCUGUGAGUGGUAAAUUUCCCUCCUAGAAAAACACUGCUCAGAAGAAUUUACAUAGCCAGACAGAUGGCUUUUGGACUCAAGUAGACAGGAGCUCAAAGCCUGGACUCUUGAAAGAAGACAUUUAUCAAGAGCUGCAUCUGCGUGGAUAUAAUUAUGGACCAACUUUCCAGGGUGUUCUAGAAUGCAACAGUGAAGCAAGUGCAGGCAAAGUUCUGUGGAAUGGGAACUGGGUAGCCUUCCUUGAUGCUCUGCUACAUAUGGUGAUCUUACCUGAGGCUGGCCGCAGUCUGCGCUUACCCACGAGGAUUCGCUCAGUCUGUAUUGAUCCAGUGCUGCAUCAAGAGCAGGUGUGCCAAUACCAAGACAAUAUAGAAGCUUUUGAAGUUGUUGUGGACCACUGCCUUAAUAGCCUUAAAGCAGGAGGAGUUCAGAUCAAUGGUCUUCAUGCUACCGUGGCACCGCGACGACAACAGGAACAGAUACCUCCCACCCUGGAAAAAUUCUGUUUUGUGCCCUACACUGAGAGUAACUGUUUGUCUUCCAGUGCCCAUCUUCAUGCCUAUCUGGAGCACUGCAAAGGUCUGAUCCGAAACUUACAGUCUAAGGUGGCAGUACAUGGGGUCAAAUUAGUUAUCCCUGGACUGGAUGCUUCAGUGGCUGCUACAGAGUCCUCAUCCACACAGAAGGGCCUUCAGCAUAUCCUUGCUGAGAUCUGCCGUCUGGAACUGAAUGGAAACCUCCAUUCCGAGCUGCAGCAAGUUGUGAUUCGAGAGAAAAUGCACUUCCAAAAUGACCCCCUUCUCAGUGGAUUGCUGGAUUCUGCAGAGUUGAGGACUUGCCUGGAUGUGGCAUUGGAGAACAUGAUCAGUCAUAGGAUGAAGAUAGUAGAGGCUAAUGCAGGCAGUGGACAACUGUUCUCUCGUGUGAAAAGUAUUCUGAAUGCUCAGCCCCUGUUGCAGGUGGACUACAUUGCCACUGACUGCGUCCUGGAAAACCUUUCAAUGAUUGAAACAGAGCUACAAGAUGCUGGCAUUGUCUCUAGCCAGUGGGAUCCAUCUAGCCUUCCCUCUGGAAAUCUGACCGAUGCUGACCUGGUUGUAUACAACUGUUCAACAAGUAUUUUAGUGAAUACCACUGAAAUACUCUCUAAUUUGGCAGCUGCUGUGAAAGAAGGAGGGUUUGUUUUGCUACACACUCUUCUUAAGGGAGAAACUCUUGGAGAAAUUGUCAGUUUCCUUACAAGCCCAGAUCUGCAGCAGAAACACAGCUUCCUAAGUGAGGCACAGUGGGAGGACAUUUUCAGCAAAGCUUCACUGAAUCUUGUUGCCAUGAAGAAGUCAUUCUUUGGCUCAGUUAUUUUUCUGUGCCGUCGGCAAGCUCCUGUUAAAACACCCAUUUUUCUGCCAGUAGAUGAGACAAACUAUAAGUGGGUUGAAUCCUUAAAGGAGGUCUUGGCUGACCCUUCAGAGAAACCUGUGUGGUUGACUGCCACCAGUUGUGCGAACUCCGGAAUUUUGGGAAUGGUGAAUUGCCUUCGCCUUGAAGCAGAAGGCCACCGAAUCAGGUGUGUGUUCAUUUCCAACUUGAACCCUUCAUCUGCUGUCCCACCCACAAGUCUUUCUUCCCUGGAGAUGCAGAAGAUUGUUCAGAAGGACUUGGUGAUGAAUGUGUAUCGUGAUGGAAAAUGGGGCUCCUUCAGGCAUCUCCCAUUGCAGCAAGCACAACCUCAGGAACUGACAGAAUAUGCCUAUGUAAAUGUGCUAACUCGUGGAGAUCUUUCAUCUCUUCGCUGGAUUGUCUCCCCGCUUCGACACUUCCGCACAACUGAUCCCAAUGUUUUACUCUGCAAAGUCUAUUACGCAUCUCUCAACUUCCGGGACAUUAUGCUGGCCACGGGGAAGCUUUCUCCAGAUGCUAUCCCUGGUAAUUGGGCUUUGCAGCAAUGCAUGCUGGGCAUGGAGUUCUCAGGACGGGACCUGGCUGGAAGAAGAGUGAUGGGACUGCUGCCAGCAAAAGGGCUGGCCACAGUAGUAGACUGUGAAAAGAAGUUUCUGUGGGAGGUGCCUGAAAACUGGACUCUAGAAGAAGCAGCUUCAGUGCCUGGUUUAUGCCACUGCUUAUUAUGCUUUGGUGGUUCGAGGUGGUAUGAAGAAGGUGAGAGUAUCCUUAUUCACUCUGGCUCAGGAGGUGUGGGCCAAGCAGCCAUUGCCAUUGCCCUGAGCAUGGGCUGCCGUGUCUUUGCUACUGUAGGUUCCACCGAGAAACGUAAGUAUCUCCAAGCAAUUCCACAGCUAGAUGCUAAUAGCUUUUCCAGCUCCAGAGAUACCACCUUUGAGCAACAUAUACUUCGUACCAAUGGAAAAGGUGUCAACCUCGUGUUAAAUUCCUUGGCAGAGGAGAAGCUUCAAGCCAGUUUGCGUUGUCUUGCUCGACAUGGACGCUUCUUGGAAAUAGGCAAAUUUGAUCUGUCUAACAACAGUAAUCUUGGAAUGUCUCUCUUCCUCAAGAAUGUGGCAUUUCAUGGGAUCCUACUAGAUUCAAUAUUUGAUGAGGGAAACCAAGAGUGGGAAGCAGUAUCAGAGUUGUUGAAGAAAGGCAUAAGAGAUGGAGUAGUAAAGCCCCUGAAGAGUACAGUCUUCGACAAAGAAGAGGUAGAAGCUGCCUUCAGAUUCAUGGCACAAGGAAAACAUAUCGGCAAAGUUAUGAUCAAGGUCCAAGAAGAGGAAAAGGAGUAUCCUUUAAGAAAGUCUGAACCAGUUAAAAUCUCUGCAAUCUCCCGAACCUCCUGUCCACCUACCAAGUCUUACAUCAUCACAGGGGGCCUAGGAGGAUUUGGGCUGGAAUUGGCACAGUGGCUAGUUGAGAGAGGAGCGCAGAAAAUUAUACUGACAUCUCGUUCUGGCAUACGAACUGGCUACCAGGCUAAACGUGUUGAAGAGUGGAAGGCACUGGGAAUCAAAGUGCUGGUAUCUACCAGUGAUAUUGGAACACUAGAAGGAACACAGCUAUUGAUAGAAGAAGCUUUGCAGCUUGGACCAGUUGGAGGCAUCUUUAAUUUGGCUGUGGUCCUUAGAGAUGGCAUGAUUGAAAAUCAGACCCCAGAAUUAUUCUUGGAGGUCAACAAGCCAAAGUAUUCAGGGACCCUUCAUUUGGAUCGGGUGACUCGUAAGAAGUGUCCAGACUUGGACUAUUUCGUUGUGUUCUCCUCUGUAAGCUGUGGAAGAGGAAAUGCUGGGCAAAGUAAUUACGGCUUUGCCAAUUCUACCAUGGAGCGUAUCUGUGAGCAGCGACAUCAUGAUGGACUCCCAGGCCUGGCAAUCCAGUGGGGAGCCAUUGGUGAUGUGGGUAUCUUGAUGAAGACAAUGGGAAACAAAGAUAUUGGUGGGGGAACGAUUCCCCAACAAAUGAGUUCAUGCCUGGAGGUGCUUGAUGUCUUCCUGAAUCAGCCUCAUCCUGUCAUGUCCAGUUUUGUCCUAGCAGAGAAGGUCUCAGUGAAAGCUGAAGGAGGUAGUCAGCGGGAUCUUGUAGAAGCUGUUGCUCACAUCCUGGGGGUCCGUGAUGUGAGUAGUCUGAAUGCUGAGAUCCUUGCUGACUUGGGCUUGGAUUCCUUGAUGGGUGUGGAGGUGCGCCAGACACUGGAAAGAGACUAUGACAUCGUUAUGACCAUGAGAGAAAUCCGACUCCUUACGAUCAACAAACUGCGGGAACUUUCUUCCAAGUCCAGGACAGCAGAGGAGCUGAAGUCAUCCCCACUGAUGAAGACAGGCCCAGGUGAACCUCCAAAACUAGAUUUGAACAACUUACUGGUGAACCCAGAAGGGCCAACAAUCACUCGUCUCAAUGAUGUUCAGAGCAUGGCGCCUCUUUUCCUUGUUCACCCCAUUGAAGGAUCCAUUGCAGUUUUCCACACUCUGGCCUCCAGACUUCACAUGCCCUGCUAUGGGCUCCAGUGCACAAAAGCCGCUCCUUUGGACAGCAUCCAAAGCCUGGCAGCCUAUUACAUUGAUUGCAUGAAGCAGAUACAGCCUGAAGGACCUUACCGCAUUGCUGGAUACUCUUUUGGUGCCUGUGUAGCCUUUGAAAUGUGUUCCCAGCUGCAAGCACAACAAAAUGCUUCCCAUGCACUCAACAGUUUAUUCCUUUUUGAUGGGUCUCAUUCCUUUGUGGCAGCAUAUACCCAGGUAAGGGGCACAAAGAGAAUCUUCUUUUUGGGGACCAUCCUCUCUCAUCAGGGCUCAUUUUUCUCAAAGCUUAGUAUUCUAGAUAUGACCAAUCUGAUGAAAAGCUGACAGAAUUUUAUUCAUUUUGGAAUGAAUAUUUUGAAGAUUGGAGGAUUUUGGAAGACA